CACUAGUGCCACAACUACAAUAGCUCGAAAAAAGGCCGCACCGUUGGUACGUUGGGCGAGACCUAAGCUAUUGAGAGGGCCUCCCUGCAUAAGCCCUUCAGCAGAGCGCCAAAGCCCUAGAAGGAGCGGCAUCACCUCUCCGGCGGCGCCCACCAUGUCGACGCCCUCCGGCUCCGGCGAGCCCGACGGAACCGCCCCCGCCCCGGCCCCCGCCGCCUCCACCUACUACGACGUGUAUGGCCCCGACGCCAAACCUGAUGUUGUUUUUAAGGAGGCCAGUUCAGAUUCUACAUUAAAUUUACAGGAUGUUCAGGGGCUGGUCACUUGGGUUAUUGGUGAAGGCAUGCUGCCUUCUUGGGUGUUUGUGAAAAACAAGCCUCUUAUACCGAAAGUUGUCCUUCUCUAUGUUCCUGGACUCGAUGCAGCUUUAUAUAUGUCGCAGUCCCGCCUCCUUUCUUCUUUGAAAGAGUUGUGUGGCAAUCCGAAACCUGUUCUAGCUUCAAGCUGUGUACCAGAUGAAAGGCAUACCAUUGACGCACUCCUGACAUGCAGAGUAAAGCGAAAGCGUCAGUCAAAACCAUCAAACCAAUCAUAUGAAUCUGAUGGAGGUAAAUUAUCAAGGCUAGAUGACCUAAAAGAUAUACCAUUUCCUGUUAAAUAUUACACACUUUCUGCGAAAGAGUUAGACGAGAAUGGCUACUCUUUCAGUUUACCAGGUUUUGUCCCUACCGUUUCAGCUCCUUCAGGCGCUUCUCCAUAUGACAUUCUUGCACUUGAUUGUGAGAUGUGUGUGACAGAAGCUGGAUUUGAACUUACAAGGGUGACAUUGGUCGAUAUUAAAGGAGAGGUGGUACUAGAUAAACUAGUUAAGCCUGCCAAUCCAAUCACCGAUUACAAUACAAGGUUCAGUGGAAUCACUGCUGAGAUGCUAUCUGAUGUGACCACAACCCUCCAGGAGAUUCAGGAAGAGUUUGUUAGACUUGUGUACAAAGAAACCAUUCUUGUUGGACACUCUUUGGAAAAUGACCUCAUGGCAUUACGGAUCUCUCAUGAUUUCAUCAUUGAUACUGCUGUUUUGUACAAAUAUAAUCGUGGCCCUCGCUGUAAAAUUGCUUUACGUGUCCUUACAAACAAAUAUCUUAGCCGGGAAAUCCAGAACACAGGGUCUGGCCAUGACAGCGUGGAAGAUGCAAGAGCUGCUCUAGAUCUUGCCAUUUUGAAAAUCAAACAUGGUCCUGAUUUUGGUUCUCCACCAUCGUUUUCACGGCGGAAGUUGUCUUCCAUCCUCCAUGAAAGUGGAAAAAAAUGUUCCCUCAUUGAUGAUGUGUAUGUUCUUGAUCGAUAUUCAGAUGCUUCUAGCAAUUCAAUUGCGGUUUUCUCAGAUGAUGAUGCCCUCUCCAGAUCAAUGAAAGAGGUAAAAAAUGACAAAAUCAGCUUUGUCUGGACUCAGUUUUCAGGAUUGAUCUCUUAUCUACGUACAAGAGCUGAAGAUCCUGAUAAAUUGAAAUCCUGUGUUGCAGAGACUAUUGCAUUGAAAACCUGUGAUACAAAAACUGCUCGAAAAAGAGCCAAAGAACAAACUUGUCCAGAGUUGAAGGAAAUCUUGAGUGGACUGGACAAGAAAAUUAGAAAUUUAUACAGUGCACUGCCUGAAAAUGCUAUGUUUAUUAUAUGCACUGGUCAUGGGGAUACUCCUCUGGUACAAAGAUUAAAGAAAAUGCUUAACCACGGAGAAGAAACAAUUGAAAGCCGGGAAAAUAUUGUUCAAGCUUUGGAAGAUCUACAAGCCCAAGCAGAAGUUGCUCUAUGCUUCUGUUGUGUCAAGCAUUAGCUGGAGGACAGAAUCAUGCAUGGAUCCUAACUGACUGACAUGGAACCUUGCGCUAACAUGGAUUUGUGGAUUCAGUUUUGGAAGACGGCUUCAAAGUUCAAAGUCCGAAUGUUCCUGUUCUCUUUUUAUUUUUGCUGCCUUAGGAUGAGAAGCUGUAAAUUUGCAUACGAGUGUUCCAGGUUUCAGGCAUAGUAUGUAUCAUUUGGAGCAAGAUGUAUCAGUACGUAGCUAUAGAGCAUGUAGUAGCAUCCUAUAACAUUCAUUUUCUCUCGUAUAGGGAUAAAAUUUGUUGACGCAAGCAUGGUUAUAGGCUUAAAUCGAAUGGCAUGCUCCCUAAUGCCGUUCCACCAGAUGUUUGGCCUACUUU
This is a messenger RNA of Brachypodium distachyon (stiff brome), 2198 nucleotides long. Its product is annotated as small RNA degrading nuclease 5. The coding region runs from base 155 to 1831 and encodes 558 amino acids. Gene Ontology annotation, molecular function: exonuclease activity; nucleic acid binding. The record is from RefSeq and is a predicted model, not a curated record. Gene Ontology annotation, cellular component: nucleus. Lineage: Eukaryota; Viridiplantae; Streptophyta; Magnoliopsida; Poales; Poaceae. The transcript has 15 exons.